AUGUCAUCCCUUCACCGGCUGUGUUGCGCGCUGCUCGCCACUGCGUCAUUCUCUCAGACCCUCGCGCUCCCGGCCACCCGUCUCUCCGUCCGCCAGAACGGCUCGCAGAACGGCACAGAUGCGUCGGCCGGAGGCGCGAACGACCUCGGAGCGCAAGUCUACGUCCCGCUCGCGGUCAUCGGGGGUCUCUUCAUCGCAGGCAUGGCCGUCGCAUGCUUCGGACGUCGCUUCCGCCGGAGCCCCGUGGCGGCCAGCGCAGGCGCAGCAGCCUCGGGCCCUACGGAGCUCACGGCCGAUCAGCUCGUCGGGGGCGCCGCCACCACCACGACGGCUGCAGGCACGCAGCGCGCCCGUCGCGCGCGGCGGACGCGGCGCACCCCCAGCCAGAUCUCGACGCACUCGCUCCCAGCCUACAUGAAGGAGCCGGGCGACCAGGAGAUCGUUAUUGUUAGGGGCGCUGACGAUAUGGAAGACGACAUACCGAUCACGGUGACCAUGCCUCCGGUGGACGAAGACUCGCUCAAUGGCUCGAUGGACACUUCGCACGAAUAUCCGUCGGACAAUCAGGUACCGCUGCUGACCGGCAACGACUUAGACGACCAGCACCUCAGCCCAGAUCACAACCGGCCGUCCCGCGCAAGCUUCGACAGCAUAGAUAGCUCAGCAGAGAACAGCUCGCACCACUAUGCGGACGAUGCGCCAGCUUACGAAACUGUCAUCCUAGACGAUCCACCGUACCCCCCAAUGCCACCAACAAGCCCGCCACCGAUGACACCGACCCCGGCGCCAGGAACUGAACGUUCAUCCAUUGAGCAGUUAUCAAAUACGCGUCGCCGGUCUGUCUUCGCCUCUAUCUUCAACCCUCGCCAUUCAAGAGGCCCGUCCGCCGCGUCCCCCGAACCGCGACCCAGCACCAGCCUGAGCGUCACGCACGAAGAUCAGCCACGGCUUUCGAUCGCGUCGGACCGGCGGAGCCGCGCGCUGCGGCACCAAGCAUCUCACUCGGGCUCGGGUUCGAUGCUCUCGCUGCUAUCACGCACGCGCUCGAACGGGAACCUGAAUGGCGCGGAAGCGCUCACGUCGCCGUCCAUGAUCUCGCUGCAUUCGAUAUCGGCCCCGCUCUCGCACACGCUCGUCAAGACGGAGUUCACGUACCCCAAAGGCGGGCCGACGGCGGACCAGAUACGGCUGAUCUCCAGCCGGGAGAGCCUGGCGCGCUUCGGGCGCCCGUACGGCGCGGACGCGAUCGCGUUCGCGGCGUCGGCGUCGGCGAGCAGAGCGGACCUGGAGCCCCCGCCGGGCUUCGAGGAGGCUAGUGGCGGCAGCGGCGGCGCGGUGGCACAGGGCAGGGACAGCCCGAGCUCGAACGAAUCGGGCCCUCUUCCUGAAUCAGGCGAGCACGUUUUGGAGGACGCCGACGAGACCCAGAGCCCGUCUUCAUUGGUGUCGCUCGCUAUCCCGCCGGCCUCUUCUUCUGCCGCGCCCCCGCCGCCCGACGACCACGACAUCACCUCCCCCACGACGCCCGUUGCAGCACCUUCUCUCCCCGCGUCCUCCUUAGCCCUGGAAUAUACGUCUAAACCAUCAUCUCCGUCACCGCUCUCGCCGCCGCCGCCGUCGACACCUAGCGCGAGCUUGAGCUCGCGUGCCCCACCCUCGGCAUUCAAAAACCUCUCGGAGUCUUCUGACGGUCUCCCGCCCCGCGCGGCGUCGCGCGCCAGCUCUUUCAUGUCCUUUGCGACCGCGAACGAGUCACUGGACACGCCCGCCACCCCGGGCUUUGGCGUGUCGACGGCGAGCCUUGCGGGCUACGACAGCGCUGAGGGCGAGAGCGCGCCGCCGACCCCGAGGACGGAGACGCGGCAUUUCGCGGAGGGAACAGACACGACGGUUACGAACGGAGACGCGCGGUGA
This is a messenger RNA of Epithele typhae, 1914 nucleotides long. RefSeq lists its product as uncharacterized. Bases 1 to 1914 code for a protein of 637 amino acids. The transcript has 3 exons. The record is from RefSeq and is a predicted model, not a curated record. NCBI's taxonomy places the organism in Eukaryota, Fungi, Basidiomycota, Agaricomycetes, Polyporales, Epitheliaceae.